Molecule: messenger RNA, 2879 nt
Organism: Lotus japonicus
Lineage: Eukaryota; Viridiplantae; Streptophyta; Magnoliopsida; Fabales; Fabaceae
Product: protein ACTIVITY OF BC1 COMPLEX KINASE 7, chloroplastic
Exons: 18
Coding region: 270-2396 (708 amino acids)
Biological process (GO): regulation of response to reactive oxygen species
Source: RefSeq, a predicted model, not a curated record
AUUUAGUUUCAGCGAAGAAAUUAGAUACGUGCGGUUCAAAGAGACCCACAUGAGCCAAACCCUCUGAAUGGCACAUGUUGAAAGCACCUACUUCUCUCUUGUCUUUUCUUUUAUGCCAAUAUUAAACAAAAUUAAAACAGAAUAUUAAUCAAACCACUCAUUAGUGUUUCAUGUUCAACUUCCCUCACAGUUUACAAAACAUCCUAGUACCUCUGUGCUAGUCCUUUGAGUUGAGGGUGUCUCUGUAAUCCAAGGUAUCAUCAUAAAAAAUGGCAGUAACGAUGGCUUUGCAUGGUUGUUAUUAUAACAAUCUAGAGUUGCCAAAUCACCGAAGAGCACUAGACAAUCUCGGUUUUACUGGCUCAAUUUCUGCCCAUAAAUUGUCAAAUAAUAAAAGGUCAACAUCUGAUAAGUCCGGGAAAGAUAAAUUUACUAGAUUCCUGGUGGAAAUGCGACAGACGGAAUUGCCUCCAUCGAAAUACGGUACCAAUGGUAGAUCUGUUAAAAUGGUACCAGCAAAUGAGGUAAUGAACCGAAAGACAAUCUCAGAGAAUAAAGUGCAGACGGUGAAUGGUUCAAAGCAAGUUGUUAACGGAGCAAGUUUGGUAAGAAGAGAUUCUACACCAGCCUUGACAACUACAAUGAAAUCUAGAACCUCUAAAGAACUUCCACCAUUGGAAGAGCUAAAAGUUUUACCCUCAGACGAAAGCUUCAGUUGGGCCAAUGAAAAUUACAAUUCCUGGCAGAGGUCUAUUGAUGUUUGGUCUUUUGUUAUUUCUUUACGUGUUCGUAUUCUGUUGGAUAAUGCAAAAUGGGCCUAUUUGGGUGGCUUUACAGAAGAAAAGCAGAUAGGUAGAAGGCGGAAAACUGCUUCAUGGCUAAGGGAGUGUGUAUUACAGCUUGGUCCAACUUUCAUUAAACUUGGACAAUUAUCAUCAACAAGGUCAGAUCUAUUUCCCCGUGAAUUUGUGGAUGAACUCGCGAAAUUGCAGGACAAGGUCCCUGCUUUCUCCCCAAAGAAAGCAAUAGGCUUUAUUGAGAGUGAAUUAGGAGCUCCCAUUAAUGUAUUGUUUAAAGAGUUUGAAGAUCGGCCAAUUGCUGCUGCUAGUCUUGGUCAGGUUCAUCGUGCUAUUCUGCACAAUGGAGAAAAAGUAGUUGUCAAAGUUCAAAGGCCUGGACUAAAGAAGCUCUUUGACAUCGACUUGCGAAACUUAAAGCUAAUUGCAGAGUAUUUUCAGAAAAGUGAAACACUAGGUGGUCCAACAAGAGAUUGGCUUGGUAUCUAUGAAGAAUGUGCAACGAUUUUGUAUCAAGAAAUUGAUUAUAUAAAUGAAGGGAAGAAUGCUGAUAAGUUUCGCCGAGAUUUUCGAAACAUAAAAUGGGUCCGAGUACCUCUGGUUUAUUGGGAUUAUACUGCAAAAAAGGUGUUGACCUUGGAGUAUGUGCCAGGUAUCAAAAUAAAUCAAAUAGAUACGUUAACUUCACGUGGUUACAAUCGCUUACGGAUCUCAUCACGUGCUAUUGAGGCAUACUUAAUUCAGAUAUUGAAGACAGGUUUCUUUCAUGCUGAUCCACAUCCCGGAAAUCUUGCAAUUGAUGUUGAUGAAUCUAUCAUUUAUUAUGACUUUGGCAUGAUGGGGGAGAUAAAAUCAUUCACCCAAGAGAGGCUGCUAGAACUCUUCUAUUCUGUUUAUGAGAAGGAUGCCAAAAAGGUUAUGCAAUGCCUUAUAGAUCUUGGUGCACUCCAACCUACUGGGGACCUGACAUCAGUGAGGAGAUCUGUACAGUUUUUCUUGGACAAUCUUCUAAGCCAGACACCAGAUCAACAGCAGACUUUGUCCGCAAUUGGAGAGGAUUUAUUUGCAAUAGCACAAGAUCAGCCAUUCCGUUUUCCAUCUACUUUCACCUUUGUUAUUAGAGCAUUUUCUACCCUAGAAGGCAUAGGCUACAUACUCAAUCCAGAUUUCUCCUUUGUGAAGAUUGCUGCACCUUAUGCGCAGGAGCUUUUGGAUGUAAGAACAAAGCAGCGCACGGGGACACAAUUCGUGGAGGAGAUAAGGAAGCAAGCAGAUGAUGUAAGAACCAAUUCCAUUUCAAUGCCAUACAGAGUUCAAAGAAUAGAGGAGUUUGUAAAGCAAGUUGAAGCAGGCGAUCUGAAACUCCGAGUUCGGGUGCUUGAGUCUGAAAGAGCAGCUCGGAAAGCAACAGUUUUACAAAUGGGUACAAUAUAUACAGUAUUUGGAGGAACCCUGCUAAAUCUUGGUCUCACUUUGAGUAGCCAAGGCAAUCAAAGUUUUGCAAAUGGAUCAUUCCUUGGUGCAGGUGUUUUCUUGACCCUGUUUUUAAGGUCUAUGCAAAGGGUAAAGAAGCUUGAUAAGUUUGAGAACAUGAUAUAAUUCGUUCGCAACAAAUUCCUUAAAGCAUAAAUAGUCUUCAUCUCCAUUUAAGCUCAGGUUACCAUAUAAGUUUUUGCAGUGAUUUCAGUUUUAUUUUUUUGAUAAGCCCAUAUAAUUCAGAUACCUACCUCUCAAGUUAUACCCUUCACUACUGCCAAAAAUCCAAAAAAGCUUCAUAGACGAAACGCUUACAGUAAAAUUUUCACCACAAUAGUGAUUGAUCCUGGUCUCACAUUGAACAUAGAAGUUGUAUAUAGGAUUCAUAUAUUUCCAAUGACAUAAAUAAAGCCUCAAUUGGAUAAAUUUAUCUCAAUAUACCACGCCUUUUAGGUGCUACAAAGGUCAUCAUGUCCGAGAGCAUCAAAUGAUACAAUUUGUAACUAGCUAUUCUCCUAAAUAGAAGUUGAUUCAUCUUUGGACUUGAACGUGAAAGUUUUAGAACCAUGUAACCAUGUAAUGAAGACCUUAUUUCAAGGAGUUUUA